Camellia sinensis is the source of this 333-nucleotide messenger RNA. Lineage: Eukaryota; Viridiplantae; Streptophyta; Magnoliopsida; Ericales; Theaceae. The record is from RefSeq and is a predicted model, not a curated record.
AUGCCAAUUCCUCCCGGUAAAAAGCAAGUGGAAGACCUGGUAAUCGGGGGGACAUAUGGAUACGCAAAUCCUGAGUAUGUGUAUACAUGCGUUCUUACUGAGAAGUCCGAUGUUUAUGGUUUUGGCAUGAUUCUUCUUGAGCUUUUGACUGGGGAAAUAGCAUAUGACAAUAAACAUGGUAAAAAUCGUGAACUUUUAAAUAAUUGCGUGGAAGACUAUGUAGACAAUGACCAGUUCAAUGAACUUGUUGAUCCUAGAAUUCUGGAAGGAGGAACCGUGCAAGAGCAACAAUUUCAAACUGUAAUAGCACUUGCCUUGGGAUGCACUGAUUGA